Molecule: messenger RNA, 5597 nt
Organism: Stegostoma tigrinum
Lineage: Eukaryota; Metazoa; Chordata; Chondrichthyes; Orectolobiformes; Stegostomatidae
Gene: znf598
Product: zinc finger protein 598
Exons: 12
Coding region: 95-2686 (863 amino acids)
Biological process (GO): rescue of stalled cytosolic ribosome; protein ubiquitination
Molecular function (GO): ubiquitin protein ligase activity; ribosome binding
Source: RefSeq, a predicted model, not a curated record
CGGCGGAUGUUGGUGUGACGUGACGGUGGCCCGGUUUUUGGUGUGCGGAUAGAGUUCAGCUCAGGUUUGGCGGCGGCCGACGGUCGCCCGCAACAUGGCCUCAGGUAGUAGUGCGCGGGAGUCAGGCCCGAUAGGGGCUGACCGGACCUGCGUGCUGUGCUGCCAGGAGCUGGAGAUCUUCGCCGUGGGCAAGUGCGACCACCCGGUGUGUUAUCGCUGCUCCACCAAGAUGCGGGCCUUGUGCGGCCAGAGGUACUGCGCUGUUUGCCGGCUCGAACUCGACAAGGUCGUAUUUAUGAAGAAAGUUGCUCCAUUCUCAGCAAUAGUAACUCACCAGUUCCACCAUGAAAAGAAAUUUGAUAUUUAUAUUGCUGAUGGGAGGAUUCAUGCCCAGUUUAGGAAGCUUCUGCAGCAUGACUGCCCUGUGUGUUCUGAGUCAAGACCAUUUAAUACUUUUGAAGACCUAGAGCAUCAUAUGCGGAAGCAGCAUGAGAUGUUCAGCUGUAAGCUUUGUGUAAGACACCUCCAGAUUUUUACCUAUGAACGCAAAUGGUAUAAUCGGAAAGAUCUUGCACGCCAUCGAAUGCAUGGUGACCCAGAUGAUACUUCACAUCGUGGGCAUCCUUUGUGCAAGUUCUGUGAUGACCGCUACCUGGAUAAUGAUGAACUGUUGAAACAUUUAAGAAGGGACCACUAUUUCUGUCACUUCUGUGAUUCUGAUGGUGCUCAAGAAUAUUAUAGUGAUUAUGAUUAUCUUCGCGAUCAUUUCCGUGAGAAGCACUAUCUGUGUGAGGAAGGGCGUUGUAACACUGAGCAGUUUACUCAUGCUUUUCGCUCAGAGAUUGAUUACAAAGCACAUAAGGCUACCUUUCAUAGCAAAAGCAGAGCAGAGGCCCGACAGAAUAGACAGAUAGAUCUCCAAUUUAACUAUGUUCCUCGGCAUCAAAGACGGAAUGAAGGUACGGUGAGUGGAGAUGAUUAUGAAGAAGUGGAUAGAUUUAAUAGAAGGGGAGGCCAAAACCGUGCAGGACAAAACCGCAGAGGCAGAUGGAAGUACACCCGGGAGGAGGAAGAUCGGGAUGUUGCUGCUGCUGUUCGCGCAUCUGUCGCAGCACAAAGGCAAGAGGAAAAGAAGCAGGCUGCUUUGAAAAAAGAAACCGAUGAUAAUAAAAAUAACCAGAGUGAAAGAGAGAUGGAUGAUACCUGUAAUGUGAAAAAUACGGUUCAAACAUCCAAUGAAAUGUCAGGUACCAAAGAAGCUGUCAAAAGUUCAAGACAAGAGAAUCUCCAAGCAGUGGCCACAACUGCUCUGUCUAACCCAAGUUCUAAUCAUUUAGUUCCUGUUCGCUUAAAUGAAGAGGAAUUUCCAAGCUUAUCUGCUACAGCACAAGCCAGUACUGCAGGCCUUACUCCAACUUAUACUUCUACAGCCAAGAAAAAUACCACUUUUCAAGAGGAGGAUUUUCCUGCCCUUGUGUCUAAAAUUAAGCAACAAAAACCAUCUACGACUACAUCUGGAUCUGCGUGGAUUGCCGUUCCCGGCAAAAGUAGUUUUAAAACUGUCCAUUCCAGCAGCAACAGUUCUAAUCAGAAUGCUAAAAAAUCCUUAUCAACUCAUGGUGCAAAAGCAAAAUCUAAAGCAGCUUUAAAGUCUGAUAACGAGGAAGAAGAUGAUGGCAGUGGUUUGACAACUCAAGAAUUCAGAAGUGCACCGACAAUGCUAGAUAUUUCUUCUUUGUUAACAACUUCAGCACAGACUGUAUGUAAGGUUGGCAAAAAGAAAAAAAUAGGUGAAAAGCAAAAUUCUUCUUCAUCUCUUUGCAUUGAUACUGUAGUAAAUAAAGCUCAAAAGGAGAAUGUUCCAGAAAUUAAACAGAGUGCACCAGUUACCAAUGUGUUGAAUGGUCACACUGACAAACUAUGUCCUGAAAGUGCAAGUGUAUGUACACUUAAGGAACCGCCAGGUUUUAAGAAAUUCGAAGACAAUCCAGGUCCUUUACCUGAAGAAGAUUUUCCUGCACUUGGGAAUCCAGUUUUACCAAAAAUGCCACCUCCAGGUUUUAACAACUUAUUACCAGUGAAGAGCCCACCAUCCAAUCUUCCUCCUCCACCAGGAUUGACUGCCCCUGUUAGUAAACCCCCUCCUGGCUUUACUGGUGUCCCUCUGAAUUCAAACAUCAGCGAGCCUAUGAUUCCAGCACCAAAACAAUCUUCAAACAUUUACCUCCUUCCUGAGAACUUUAAGCAGAGGAAUGUUGAACUAAUUCAGUCAAUAAAUACAAUUUUGCACAACGAUGAAACAAAAUUCAACAAAUUCAAGACGCAGUCUGGGCACUUCAGACAGGGUCAGAUUUCUGCUGCAGACUAUUAUAGGAGUUGCAGAGAACUUCUGGGAGAAAAUUUCUUGAAAAUAUUCAAUGAACUGUUGGUUUUGCUGCCGGAUACAGCCAAACAGCAGGAACUUCUUUCCGCUCAUAAGGACUUGAGAGACAAGCAAGGCUCAAACAAGUCAAAAAAGAACAAGAAAAAUGCAUGGCAAACGACCAUGAACUCAGACUUUGACUGCCAUGUGUGUCCCACAUGCCAACAGGUGCUGACUCAGAAAGACUUUGCCACCCACAAGACUUCACAUUUUGAGGAUGAUGAGUUUCCUACUCUCCAGUCUGUGAGCCGGAUUAUCAGUUAAUAAUCAAGCUGAAUAUUCCAGAUCCGAGGAAAGACUUACUCGACCAUAUAGAGUAAUGGUGCAUGUAGAUGGUGUUGCUAUUUACAGGCAUGUGUUGCUUUUAAAGGGAAACUUGGGAGAAAUGUAGUAUAGUACGUAGCUGAGAGGAAGGAAGUGAUUUGUGUGUGUUAGCGAAGUAUUAUUACAGUAUCUAAACCUGCUGCUAUACUACAGUGGAAAGAAAAGGUGAUGUAUUGUUUCACAUUUUUUUGAACGUUUUUGAAACUACUUUCUACAUCAUUUUGCAAACAUCAGACUGAAGGAGGCACUUGACAAAGUAAGUCCUUAUUUCCAGGAUGUUGCAUUUGAAAUUGGCUGUUGAAGCAUCAAAUCUGUGCAAAAGUUUUGUAUUAACAAAAUUGGACAUCAAAACGAAGUGAAUAUAAUUGAAAUUGACCCUAUAAUUAAUGUAACAUAUAUAUAUAUAUAUUUAGAAAUUAGUUCAAUGCAGGAUAUUGCAUUGCUAUAAUCCAAUUUUUUCCUGUUUAAAUUGGUCGUUCACGAGCUGCCCUACACAAUGACAUUUCUCUAUAUUUAAAUAGCAGCAGGUCAUGCCACCAAAGCAGUGAAUUAAUUUUGGUUCCAUUAUUGUAAGUUGCAUUGUGAAAUGGCAAUAAUAUUUAGGCUCCUGGGCCUUUUAAGACUUCAUGUCUUUUGUUAGUUGUGAAGCUCAGAUUUAAAACAAAAAGCAGUGACCAUGUUGAUGAAAGGAUGGCAAUAUAAAUAUGCCAAUGUGGCUCUCAUUGUAUUUAUCAAUAGCUUUGAAAUUAAGCCUUGCUAGCUUGGCUUAAGCAAAUUAAAUUAGAGUAAGUGGCACAGUGUGUGUCAUCCUGGAAACCUGUCUGUUUUCUGAUGUUCGCUGUUAGGAAUGGUUUUAUUUUUCUUGCAACUUAGUUUGAUAGUUGUCUGUAUUGUUACAGGAAGAGUUUGAUCAAUGAUGGCACUCAUUUACUACCACCUAAAAGAUUUUACUGCAGUGGUUGAUUUUCAAUGUAAGUUUAAGGCAGCAUGUAUCUGUUCACGUCCAUUUCUGCUAGCAAUCGCUUUAUUGCCACUUUUCUGUUUCUCUAUCCCGUUCAUGUUCCAUGAACAUCGGCCCUUAUCUUGUCUUCUGUAGUUGGUUACUGUUCAUGAUCAUCAGCGAGCUGUUGAAGUAGGGCUUGUUACCGCAUAGUUCAAUCCUUUUUUCCAUUCGCUGCCUACAUGUCUGCCCCUCUGGUAACUACUUAAAUUAUAAUUAGAAGCUGUUUCACACAUUCUGCUGAAGGCACGAAACCCAUUUCCUAACUGGCUUGACUGAGGUCAGUUUAGCCAGAACUACUUGUGGCUUCCCUGGUCUAAAUGCUAUUACAUUCUUGAGGAAACUCACUGUCCCAUCAUUUGAGUCUUUCAGUGACUUUCAAAUAAACCCAUUCACCAACUACAUUGUAAUGCAGUUUUUGACUGGGUAGCUCUACCCAAGUAACAAUGACAAAAUUAUCCUUGUAUUUCAGUGAUCAAUAUUUCACUCAGGUUGGAUGAGAAUAGACAUUUAUUUGGUAGUUUAUGCACCAUAUUCUUUAGUGAUCUUAUCACUGAAUGACAUAGUGAUACAAUACACUGAUUUAAUUUUUUUUGUUGACUGGGAGUACAUACUCAACUUUGUUUGAAAGGGUUACGUAUGCUGCAUUGUGGUGCGUGAUGGUUUUAAGUUUGGGGCUAUCUAAGAAUUCUGUAUUCUAUUUUUUAAAAAUUGAGCAUCAGAUGUGUAGUUGACAAGGUAACGUGCAAUAUUGACAAUGUGGACAGUGUAUAAAACAUUUCUCAUGAGUGUUAGUCUUAUGCAUUCAUUGGGAGAUUUUUAUGGCAGCAUUUAACUGUAGUAGGUAUUCUACUGAAGUAACCUGAAUCUGUGUACUUACGAGUUGUAACCACGUCACUCGUGGUCUGAGUCACUGAACAUCACCAGUAAUAAAAUGGCACCACAUUAAGUCACAACAAUUAACAAUCAUCACUGAUUACUAUUGUUUUAUUCUGAUAUUAUCUGUUUGUAUUUGGAUUAAGUACCAAGUGAUGCAGAAAUGAAUUGAAUGCCCAAGUCAGUGGAACAAAUAUUUAAAGAACUAAACAUACCUCUGAAUAUUCAUUAUUAGCGUACCUUGGAUUCAGAACUGAUUAAUAUUGUCUUGAACAAAUACUGUUUGAGCACAAAACUUGGAGGUCCAGUUUUUUUUUGUUUCUGUUCUUAAAAUACUAAAGUAAAUGGCAACAAAUAAGCUGAAAUAAAAGGCUUAAAAGCAUAUAUUUUAGUUUAGAAAAUUGCAUUUAUGUGAUGGGAGGAGAUGUAAAUGAAAUUAUUUGGGUGCAGAUAACCACAUUGCAUUUGCAAUCUGGACUGCAGUAGUAUUAAUGCUGAGGCAUAUCUAGGCAAUUUCUGGAGCUUAGACUUGUGAUUCUGUAGGCAGCUGAUAACAUCUUAAGGAUACAAUAUAUUAAUUUGUUUUUGGUGCAAAGGAACAAAAUGCUUUCUGAGCUUUCAUAAUUUAGUUUUCUGUUUUCUGUUCAGUAGGAAAUUUGAAUUAAUUGUACUUUUUUUAAAUUAAAGUAGCCUCCAAGCUAAGAUGAUAUGCGGAUAUAUACUCUGCAUUGUUAGUUUUGAUGGACUUGAACCAUGUUAUGCUACAGUUAUUGGAACAUGGAAUACCUGUACAUUUAUUGCCUUUGGUUCUGCAUUUGUACCUGUAUCACUGAAAUAUUUAUACCCAUGCAAUUCCUGCAUUCAAUGAAUGUUUGGCUAAGCACUAGUAAGAGUAAGUUUGCCUCAAAAGAACCAUAUACAGUAUGUCCUGGAAUUUUUGAAGGUUGCCAAUAAAAAAAACUUUAUGCAGUAAAA